This is a messenger RNA of Clarias gariepinus (North African catfish), 6228 nucleotides long. Its product is annotated as golgin subfamily A member 6-like protein 22. Gene Ontology annotation, molecular function: GTP binding. The coding region runs from base 2247 to 4316 and encodes 689 amino acids. The transcript has 7 exons. The record is from RefSeq and is a predicted model, not a curated record. Lineage: Eukaryota; Metazoa; Chordata; Actinopteri; Siluriformes; Clariidae.
AGCACGUGGCAGAUGGUGGUGAGCUUCCUCCCAAACUCUUUCACUCGGAAUCAGCUGUUGACUGCCGGGAGGUCAGAUGGUUCCCCAUUCCAUGGAAAUAACAGGGGUUGAUUACCUAAAACACACUGAAAGAGAGUGAGACCGGUGGUCAGUUGUUAAAAGGAAUUUUGGGCGUAUUCUGCCCACCCAAGGAACUGGUUCCAGGGAUCCUGAUGGCCAUGGCAGAAAGUCCUGAGAAAACAUCAGAUUUCCCAAACCUUUCGUUCAGUGUGCCCAUUCGUUUGAGGAUGAUAACCAGAUGAUAAACUCACGGUCACACCUAGGAGUUGGAAGAAGCCUCGCCAUACCCGAGAGAUGAAUUGGGGACUUCGGUCGGACACAAUAUCCUCUGGGAUGCCAAAGUAAUGGAACACUUUGUUGAAUAGCAUUUCAGCUGUUUCCAUGGCGGACGGAAGACCUUUGAGAGAAACCAGUCAACCAGAUUAAAGGCGUUGGUGGCUUCCGGGGUCCACUUAAGGGCUUUGGGUUUUCCUCGGAGCAGGGAGGUUAGAGGACUGGCUGUGAUACUGUUGUUUUUUUAUAAAUCUGCGAUAGAAAUGUUAAAAUCCGAGGAAACGUUGUAAUUCCUUACCACUUGUAAGUUGUGGCCAGUUGAUAAUGGCGGAUACUUUCUCCUCAUCCAUUUUCACCCCAUUUGUUCAAUGAUGUAACCGAGAAAUUGGACGGAAGAUUAAUGAACAUUUUUCAGCCUUGAGAAAUAAAUGAAAUUGAGUUGUUGAAGAAUUUUUGUGAUGUGUCGAUGGUGCUCAGCCUUGGAUUGGGAGAAUAUGAGGAUGUCAUCAAUGUAGACGAUCACAAACUGGUGGAGGAAGUCGUGGAGUAUCUCGUUCAUGAGGUUUUGGAAGACAGCAGGGGUAUCACCAGGUACUCAUAAUGUCCUGUAGGUGUUAUGAAGGUCGUUAUCUAUUCAUCUCCUUCACGAAUACGGAAAAUAUUGUAUGCACUGCAAAGACGUUUUGUGAAUACACAGGCAUUUCUGAGACACUCCAAGGCUGCUGGGACCAGGGGUAAUGGAUAACGAAACUUGACUGUGGCUUUAUAGAGGGUACGGAAAUCUAUGCACGGUCGAAGUCCACCAUCUUUUUUCUCAACAAAAAAGGACCUGGAUGCUGCAAGGGAAGUAGUGGCUAACCAGGGUAAUGGCUUAUUAUCACCAACUGACAAUUAAAACUCACAAUCAGCGAAAAAACGAUAUCACACAUGCCUACUCACAAAAUCUCUAACAUGAGCUGUGUUAAUAUAAAACAUUUUAUGUUUUAUUACAUUUUAUGUUUUCAUUAUAUGAUUUGCAGUUUUUCUGGUAUCAUUCUGUUGUGUAAGCGAGCUCACUGUACUAAUAUUAUAACUAACACACUAACAUGACUGAACAAAGUGAUGUCAUAAAGCAGGACAGCUAACACUAGCUAAAUUCCACAUUAAUGUAUUGACUGUAUGACCAUAGAUAUGACUAGAAGCAGCUUGGUAAGUUUAGUCAGUCACUAGUUUUUAAACAAACUGCACAGACAGAAUGAGUGGAGAAGAAGAUCAUCACACUUCUCCAUCAGAUGUGUAACUGACUGCAGGUCUUAGAUCCAAAUUAAAUUACGGAAAGAAACAAUUACCUUUCCAUAAAUCAUAGAGUGGAGUGUAAAUGCUGACUGUGAUUAUAUUUCCAGUUCAGUUUAUUACAGUACAUUAGUUACUUAUACUUACAUUACUGUGAUUAAAAUAACAGAUAACCUUCUCCUGACAAUAAAAACAUUAAACAAGUGUGAAAAGUAACACAAAAUGAUUAGAACUGAACAUAUUACAUAUUUAUUAUUAAUGCUGUAACUUCCCUACAUUUUCCCUGAUACAGAUAGAAAUGUGAAUAAAUGUGGUGAUCCAGCAUUUUCAUUCCAUAUGAAGUGUUUUAUUCAUCCGCUGAUCACAGAUCAGCGGAUAAAUACUGCACUGAGUAUUCAAUUGUUUAAAUAUAAAUGAUUUACUAUUCAGCAUUUGUUGAUAUUUUAAUGAAGUGAUGAUUGUUUAUCAGAUAUUCUGUCUGUAAAUCAUAAGUUUAUCUCAUUAUAUUUUAUCUAACAUUACAUUUCUCUCUGUUGUUUCACACGAUAUCUUCAGUAUUGGAGGAAGAGUUCAGAAGGAAUGAUCAAGUAAAAGACAUUUGUGUCUAUCAGAUUCCCAGAAAAUGGACAGAAGAUGAGAGAAUGAAAAUGAAGAACUCGGCUCUACAGACUGAACCGAAGGGAGCAUUAAAAUCACUGGAACAUAAAGACCAACAGCUGGAGGAUUAUAAAAGACAACUAGAGAAUAAAGAUACAGAACUGAGAAACAGAGAGAAAAUCAUCAAGGAGAAAGACGCACAGAUACAGGAGACACAAAUACAAGUGGAGGAAAAGGACAACAGACUUGUGGAGAAAGAGAAAGAAUUAAAUGAGAAAAAUGAAGAGCUGAAGUUUCUAAAAGAAUGUUUAGAGACUAAUGAGAAGACUCUUUCUGAGAGAGACGCAGUGUUAAUGGAAACUAAUAAUAAACUUCAACAUACUACUGAACAAGUUAAAGAGAAAAUCUCACAACUGGAGAAUAUGAACAAACUGCUGAGUGAGAAAGAAACACAGCUGAAGAACACAGAUAAAGAGCUGGAAACCAGUAAACACAAACUAGAGACACUGGGACAGGAGCUGCAGGACAAGAAGAGACAACUACAGGAGAUGAUGAUCGUACUGGAGCAACAGAAAACUGAGUUAGCAGAAAAAAACAAACAGCUUGAAGAGACAGAGAGACUUCUAAUUAAGAAAGAGACACCGCUAAUGGAGAGAGACAAACAGCUUCAGGAGAAAGACAGACUUCUAGAGGAGAAAACAAAGCAGCUGCAGGAACAGACAGAUCCAGAACCAUCAGCCCCCAUCAGGAGAAGAAAGAGCAAGGACCUGUCACCUCCAUAUAUGAGUGGAGAGACUCAGGACUCAGCAGCACCAAUCAGGAGAAGUAUGGAGCGACGUCUUCCUACAUUAGGUGGAGAAUUGUCUACUCCACAUUCUCCAGUGUCGGUUUCAGUAGCAGAACUGAGGCUGGUGCUGCUAGGGAGGACGGGGUCUGGGAAAAGUGCAGCAGGAAACACCAUCCUGAGAAGAGACGAGGGGAACCAGGCUGCUACAUCUACAUCCACCCAUCAGAGUGAGAGCACACAGGGGCAGGUGGCUGGGAGGAAGGUGACUGUGGUGGACACGCCUGACUGGUUCUCUCCUGGACUUUCUCUGGAGAAGCUGAGACAUGACGUAGGACUCUGUGUCCAACUGUCUGCACCAGGACCCCAUGUCUUCCUUCUGGUCAUACCUGUAAAGCAGCCUACAGGAGAGGAGAGAGGGAUGCUGGAGAAAAUGGAGAAGAUUUUUGGAGAGAGAUGUUGGAGAAACACCAUGAUCAUAUUUUGUGUUACUGAUGAACUUCAGAAGAAGAACAUUGAGAAGUUUAUCCAGCUAGGAGACCAGGAGGUCCAGAGACUUGUAGAGAAAUGUGGGGACAGGUUUUCCUGUCUCAACAUUAAGGAGAGUGGAGAUGGUUCUCAGGUCUCAGAGCUGCUGAAGAAGAUAGAGAAGAUGGUGGAAGAUAGCAGAGAGAAAUUCUACAGCAGUGAGAUCUACCUGGAGACAGAAUCUCAGAUUAGAGCAAUGGAGACUAAGAUCCUAAAGGAAAAAGAAGAGAAAAGAAUGAGAGAGGAGAUGGAAGUGAAAGAAAAACUAGAUAAGGAAGUGCAGGACUCUCUGAGAAAGAUAGAGGGAGUGAUCCAGAAGCAUGAAGGAGACAUCAGACAACUGAAUGACCGAGCAACUGAACUGGAGAGAAAGAUGAAAGACGAGAGAGAUGAAGAGAAAAAGAGAGAACUUGAGAGGGAGUUGGAACGAGAGGUAGAGCGAAUGACAGACAUGGAAGAAAAGGUAAAGAAACUAAAAGAAAAGAGAGAGAGGGAGAGAAGAGAGAUGGAAGAGAGGCACCAACAGGAGAUAGAGGAGAUCAGGAAGGUGUAUAAAGGAGAGGUCAGGAUGGAGACAGAGAGAAACCUCAUGAAGAUCAUCCUACCUGAACUUCACAGAAACAUUUUGGCCUUAAAAACAAAGAUGCAGGAAGAGUUUAGCAGACAGAUGGAGGAGAAGAACAGAGAGCUGGAGACUCUUAAACAGAAACUUUCAGAUCUCACAGAAGUUCUCAGACUGAGGGAAGAAGUUUAUCAGGAAACAGUGAUGAGUUUAACGUAUCAGAACCAGCAGCCAGUUUAAGCUGAAUUAUCGCUGCAUGUAUGACUUUGGAGUUGAUUCUGCUGUUUGCAAACACAAUAGCACAAUUCUUUUUAUUGUGACUUGAGAUCAGUGGUCCUAUAUUUCAUAACAAUGACAGUUUAUUCUAUUAUUUCUGGUAAAAUGUCAGAGUGUAAGUGCUGCUAGGAUGUUCAUCAGGAGGACGACACAGGAUUCUACCAAACCCACAGAACAGUUACAGAUACGGUAGCAGCAGUGGUGAAAAACUGUGAUAAAGACAAACCUUACAGCACAAUAAAACUGUAUACUACUACUACUAAUAAUAAUAAUAAUAAUAAUAUAGAACUUUAACUUUUGUGAAAGAACACAGUAAAAUAUUUUUUCCUAAACUUUCAUGUCAAGAUGUUAUUUAUAUUUAUAGACGGUUUAUUGGUUAUGUAACAAAAAUAAUUUGUUUCUCUGGAGUUCCACAUCAAUUUUAUAUGUACAAAUAAAUAGAAAAUAUUUAUAAUUCUUUAACGAAUAUUUAUGAACUUCCUGUAGUAUGAGGGGAAUAAAUCAUGUCAUUACUACAGUAGGUUGUGUUCGAAGUGGGAACAGUAACAUUGAUUAUAUUAAUUACACAUGUUAUAAUACAGUUUAAUGUAUUAUUAUAAUUUUUUUUUUUAAUUGUCUGGCUAUCUAAAGUAUAAUUGUAAUACAUUUCUCUACCAGUAGAGGGAAAUAACAAACUGCUGCUUAUAUUUCUUUCUCAUUAUAGAAGUCAGAUUGGAUCUUUAUUUCUGUACAUCAGUGGAUGAGUAACAGCAGAACAGAUCUAUGCAGUAGGCGUGGUCACUGAAACACUCUUAUUCCUGUACAGCUCAUCCUCUCUCUCUUAUUGAAGCUCCAGAUUGCAGUUUAAAUAAAUAAUGUCUAAUAAAUGAAAGUAUUUUCCAUGUAUGGAACAUGUAAGGACAUGUAUGAAAGCUGUAAUACAGUGGUGAGAUGUGCUGUAGGUGUGACAGAAGAGUUCAAGGUGAAGGUGGGUCUGCAUCAAGGAUUGGCUUUAGGCCCCUUUUUGUUUGCUCUGGUGAUGGACAGGAUGACAAAUGAGGUUAGACAGGAGUCUCCAUGAACUAUGAUGUUUGCAGAUGACAUUGUGCUUUGUAAUGAGAGCAGGGAACAGGUGGAAAAAUAUUUGGAGAGGUGGAGGUAUGCUCUGGAAGGCAAAGGAAUACAUGUGUGUAAAUGAGAAGAACCCAAGAGGAACGGUGAGGAUACAGGGAGCAGAGGUAAAGAAGUUGCAGGACUUUAAGUACUUAGGGUCAACGGUCCAAAGAAAUGGAGAGUGUGGAAAGGAGGUGAAGAGGCGGGUACAGGCAGGUUGGAAUGGGUGGAGAAAAGUUUCAGGUGUGUUGUGCAAUAAGAGAGUAUCAGCGAGAAUGAAAGGAAAGGUGUACAGGACAGUGGUGAGACCAAUUUAUCAGAGGGACAACCCAUGUUAGAUGUUUUGGAGAUAAAGUCAGAGAGGCCAGAUUGAGGUGGUUUGGAGAUGUUCAGAGGAGAGAUGGUAAAUAUAUCGGUAGAAGCAUGCUGAGGUUGGAACUUCUAGGCAGGAGGUCUAGAGGAAGACCAAAGAGGAGAUUUAUGGAUGCAGUGAGAAAGGACAUAAAGUUAGUUGGUGUGAGAGAAGAGGAUGCAGAGGAUAGGGUUAGAUGGAGGCAGAUGAUUCGCUGUGGCGACCCCUGAAAAGGAACAGCCGAAAGACAAAGAUAAGGAAGAAAUGAAAGUAUUUUCCAGUGAUUUUAAAAAAUAAAAAAAAUAAAUUUUCUUCCCAAAUUACUGCCCACAAAUAUCAAAAUAUAGUCAGUCUAGGUGGCAUGCAUGUUGCAUUUAUUUUUGAUUGAAUUAGCAAUGAUAUAGACAAGCACACACGCGCACACACAAACAC